Limulus polyphemus (Atlantic horseshoe crab) is the source of this 852-nucleotide messenger RNA. RefSeq names its product rRNA-processing protein FCF1 homolog (gene Bka). The coding region runs from base 141 to 734 and encodes 197 amino acids. The transcript has 8 exons. Gene Ontology annotation, cellular component: nucleolus; small-subunit processome. Lineage: Eukaryota; Metazoa; Arthropoda; Merostomata; Xiphosura; Limulidae. The record is from RefSeq and is a predicted model, not a curated record.
GGUGUUCGUGUAGUGCUGUGUUAGUCUUAAGCGUGGUUAGUUCUAAAUGUUUUAAGACUUAUUUAAAUUUUAAAAUUAAACUGUGACAAGAAGAAAAGUGAAUUUUCAUUAGUAUUGAAAUAUUUUGAUCAGCUAUUAAAAUGCCUAAAGCAAAAAAGAUUAAGUUUGCUCAUAUGAAGAGGAUGAUAAAUCUUCGAGACACAAGAAUUAAGGAAAAAGACCGUUUACAGCCAAAAAAGGUUAAAGUUCCAGAUUCUAAUCAAGUAACUGUGAAAGAAGCGCCCCAGUAUUCUUCUGCUCUCUUCUUCAAGUAUAACACCCAGUUAGGUCCACCAUUUCAUGUACUUCUGGAUACCAACUUCAUUAACUUUUCCAUAAAAAAUAAACUGGAUAUUAUACAGUCUAUGAUGGAUUGCUUGUAUGCUAAGUGUAUUCCCUAUGUGACUGAUUGUGUUUUGGGUGAACUUGAAAAACUAGGAAGCAAGUACAGAGUUGCUCUCAAAAUAGCUAAAGAUCCAAGGUUUGAGAGGUUACCAUGCCUUCAUAAAGGAACUUAUGCAGAUGACUGUAUUGUUCAAAGGGUAACACAGCACAAGUGUUACAUUGUUGCUACAUGUGAUAAAGAUUUGAAGAGGAGAAUACGAAAAAUUCCAGGAGUUCCAAUUAUGUAUUUAUAUCAACAUAGAUUUUCUAUUGAAAGGAUGCCAGAUGCAUAUGGAGCUCCAAAAUUAUAACACACACCUCCAGAACAACAAUUUGAGUGACAGAAAUUAUAUAAAUGUCUUGCAAGUUUGGUUUUGUAAACACAGCUGUUAAGGAAAGAUCACUCAAAAAUAAAUAUUUGGAUUAAUA